Naegleria lovaniensis is the source of this 372-nucleotide messenger RNA. RefSeq lists its product as uncharacterized. Bases 1 to 372 code for a protein of 123 amino acids. The transcript has a single exon. Lineage: Eukaryota; Heterolobosea; Eutetramitea; Acrasida; Naegleriidae. The record is from RefSeq and is a predicted model, not a curated record.
AUGUCGGAAGCUUACUUCUCGGAGCAUCUUCAAAUCGGAGAGAAUCAAUUUUCAUGUGUUGUUGGCGAUGGAAAUUUACAAUCUUCAAGCAAGGCUAUUUUAGAAUUUGACAAGAAGAAGGUUCAUGUCCAUGGCCAAACCAUGGGAGAGGAUGAAUUCGGAAAGAAGUUUUCGUUUGUUGUACACGAGUUUUAUCAUAUUGAAAUUCCCGACUCGUGUCGUGGCAAAGGAGUUGCAAUGCCGUUUGCAAAGGCUUGCUUUGAUUAUGCCAAACAACACGGAUGGAAAGUAAAAGUGACUUGUCCUUAUUUGAGAGAAAAGUUUUUAGGACAAUACAGAGAAAAAUAUAGAGAUAUUCUAUAUGGAGAGUAG